CCAAAUCUUGAGCAAGGUAUCACUUUUGGAAGAGCAUAGCCAGAGAACAGUGGAGGGGGAUGGGCUAGCGGGGCUGGUAUAUUUGUAUAUAUGCAUGUCGUCUAUCUGUUUGAAGGUAUAGAUAGGAGUGGGUGAGGUUCUUACUUGUUACUCUAUCAUCAGGAGAGGAAGAAUGGCGAAAACCAGUCAAAAAGAACUGUUUGACAUGGUCAUGAAAAAAGAAUGGACAGAGGUUGUGAAAAUGUACAAGCAAAACUUGGGAAUUCACACAGCCAAGAUCACUAGUUCUGGGGACACAGCAUUGCACAUAGCUGUCUCAGAAGGAAGUGUAGAUAUGGUUGAACAACUUAUUAAAGUGCUGGAUUCCAAGGGCAGGAAGGAAGCUCUAAAAAUUCAGAACGAGCAUGGCAACACGCCUCUCCAUUUGGCUGCGGCCAUGGGAAAUAGGGCCAUGUGCAAACGCAUAAUUGAAGUGGAUGAAAGUCUGGUGGAUCAGCGGAAUGAAGACAGCCAUACACCCCUCUUCUUGACCGCUCUCCACGGGAAAAAGGUAGCUUUCGUUUUUCUCCUUAAAAUCUGCGAACAACGAGAAAUAACGAGAUACUAUCGAGGAAAGAGUGGUGAAACCAUUCUCCACUGCGCCAUUAAUGGAGAAUACUUCGAAUUGGCAAUACUUAUAUUGGAACGGCAUGAAGAGCUUGUGACCUACAUGAACGAAAGAGGAAUGUCACCUCUCCAUCUCCUGGCCAGUAAGCCUCAAAUAUUCAGAAGUUGUACUUACUUCACCUGGCUGGAAAGAAUUAUCUAUUCUUGUAUAACUGUCAAAAUGCUGCUGCCAGAACAAGAUCAGAUCAUGAACCAAAUAGGUCAAGAAUCAAGGAAGAUUGAAUCUCCAAACGUUCAACAGUUUCCAUCAAAUUAUAGCACAUGCUGCGACUUCUUGAAUCGUAUAUAUCAUGUUCUAUUGGUUUUCUAUGGAUGGGUCUCUAAUUCAAGAGCUACUGGGGAAAAUGCGAAAAACUCUGGCUCAAUGAGGGAUGCGGAGAACCCUAACGGAGAUAAUGCAAAAAGACAUGGCCAGGCGGGAUUGGAGGGGAACACGAAAGAACUGCCUCAAGGAGCGGAGAACCCAAAACGAGACCAACAUGAAGGUCAGUGUGCCUGCAUUUCAGGAGCAGAGAACCCAAAACGAGACCAACAUGAAGGUGAAGGUCCACAAAAAUUCCCACCAAAUUAUCGAACAUGCUUCGAGCUGAUGAAGCUUGUAUAUAAACUAACGCUGGUUAUCCUUGGAUUGGGAUACAGCGACAUACAGAAGAUUAAGGACGUAAAAAAGAAGCACGUAUGGUCUGUUCAUAUCCUCGAAAAAAUGCUUAAAAGUACUAAGAUUUACCAGUAUGAUGCUGCUGGAAGGUCCGGAUCAUCAGAAUCCCAAGAAGAAGAAACUUCAGUUACGAAAGCUCUCGAAUCUCCAAAUGGGGAAACUAACCAAAAUACCAUAGAGGCCAAAAAUAAUGGUCUGGACAAAACUGAUAAAACAGGUAUCUCUCUCCUUGAAUUGGUAGUGUAAAGUCUGGGUACCUUCAAAAUGACAUAAAAAGUAGGGAAAAAAAAAAACGAUAGGGCUAUUAUUAUUAUUAUUUCACUCCUAAUAGCUAGCUUUUCCAAUUUGUUUGAUGCACUGAUAUAAAGAGGAUGGUAGGUUGGAGUCUCUAGUUUUUGUAGUUGAUGUGAACUAGUCGGUUGUAUACAUGAUGAGUAGUAGGAUCAGAGGCAGCUAUAAAGAGUUUAACAUAAUUUUUCCAUCUUAUGCAACAUCUGUGUCAAAUUGUCAAAGAUCAGUGGAAACUGAUACUCUAACGUCUGUUUUGACGACAUAAAAUUGUUUUAUUUGGCUUUACUCAUAGCUCAUGCUAGACCUUUUCUCUUUUAGCUUAGGAAUUGAGUAUUGUGGUAUUGGCAGCGAUGAAAAUUGAUAGAAAAGAGACGCCAUUACUAACCGCAGCAAAGAAUGGUAUCAAAGAAAUUGUGGAGAGCAUCCUCGAGCAUUUUCCAGUUGCCAUCCAUGACACGAACUCAGAGAAGAAGAACGUUUUGCUGUUGGCAGUGGAGAAUAGACAACCCUCUCUGUAUGAUCUCUUAAAACAGAAAUAUAAUAACGAAAGUGUAUUUCAUGCAGUGGAUAUUGAAGGAAACAAUAUGUUGCAUCUUGCUGCAAAUUACAAUAAGUCUAUGAAUCCUUGGAUUAUUCCAGGUGCUGCAUUGCAAAUGAAAUGGGAAAUCAAAUGGUACGAGCAUGUGAAGAGUUCCAUGCCACCAAACUUGAUGUUGUAUAACAAUGCUGGCAAGACCGCAUUGGAGGUCUUCACAAACACACAUGAAGAACUCGUACAACAAGGCGGAAAAUGGCUAUAUAAGACCUCGAAUUCAUGCUCGGUUGUAGCAGCGCUUAUUGCAACUGUUGCCUUUACAACAACAACCAAUGUUCCAGGAGGCGUAGAGAAAGGGAAACCAGUUCGUGGAAAGGAACUAGCAUUUCAAGUGUUUUCAAUUUCAUCACUAAUUUCUCUUUGCUGCUCAGUCACCUCCUUGGUAAUUUUUCUAGGGAUUCUCACCUCUAGAUACCGAGAGAAUGAAUUUAAGAUGGCCUUGCCAACGAAGCUUCUGGGGGGUUUGUCGUUACUUCUGAUCUCCAUAGCAGCUAUAUUGGUGUCUUUCUGCGCAGGCCACUUCUUCAUUGUGGAUGAUCAGUUUAGAUCUGUGGCAGUUCCAAUCUAUGCAGUCACCUGCCUGCCAGCUGCAGCAAUUUUCGCCCUGGGCCAUUUACCUUUAUACAUGGAUCUCAUAUGUGCCAUUCUUACGAAGGUCCCAACCAUUUUUUAUAAUGGAAGGUAUACUCCGUUGGGGAGUGAAACUUGAUUUAAGAAGUUUUUAAAAACUAUAAUUUUAGUUAGUUUUUAAAAUUUAAUUAAAAUAUUUUAUUUUGAGUGAUUGAUGUAGUUUCUUAUAUUUUGGGUGUUUUGUCCUGGAAGGUUUCUAUCUUGUUACAUCAAAGCAUUUAUAUAUAUUUGAACAAGAAGGGUGUAAGACAACAAUUUUUUUAAUUCUUAAUCAAUUAUUUAUAUUCUGUCA
Vitis vinifera (wine grape) is the source of this 3132-nucleotide messenger RNA. RefSeq lists its product as uncharacterized. The record is from RefSeq and is a predicted model, not a curated record. The coding region runs from base 173 to 1570 and encodes 465 amino acids. Gene Ontology annotation, molecular function: protein binding. Lineage: Eukaryota; Viridiplantae; Streptophyta; Magnoliopsida; Vitales; Vitaceae. The transcript has 9 exons.